CACUCUAGUCUGGGUUGCGCUUCCGGUCUCUUGGUCCUCCUGAUCACAGUGGACUUCUUUGUUAUCCUCUGCUAUCACCUUAGAUCCUGACUUUGGGCUUUUGCCUAAACUGUGCUCUUGGACUGGACACCUCCCUUACUGCUUGCUACCUUCAACAACUGGACCUAACUUCUGUUUUUUUGUUUUUUUUUUUUAAGGUCGCACCAGCAACCACGCCUUCUUGGCGGAUCGUCUGCAGACUGCUGUAGGGUGGGUUUCUAUCUGCCGUUCCACCCAUUCCCCUCUCUCCUCAGUCUUUGGUCUCGACACUCUACCCCCCACCCCACCUCAGGCACCCUCCAUCACCCCGGACAGUCUGCGGCUGGGUCUGAUUCCUCCAUCAGACCGUGAUCUCCGUGUGCAAGGGCAGAUUUAGGGGUCUGAUUCACCUUUGAGUUCCAGUGCAGAGGAGGGGUGGAACACUGCGCAGGAGAAGGGGAGGGGGGUGGCGACGCGGCGAAAGGGGUGGGUGGGAAUGCAGCCCUGGUUGGAGAAGGUGCAGAGAGGAAGAGGAGAGGGAGAACACACCCAUCUAGAAAGGGAGAAAACCAGAAAGAAAAUGCAAGAACCUUCGCUAGCAAAAUGGUUGAAGACGCAGACAGGGAAAGGCUGAAAGGGCAGAUAGAAGGGAGGCGAAAAAAAGAAUCACAUGGGAGUGGAGGACGAGACGGAGGAGGCCUAGAGUCUGGAAGGAAGGAGAGCUGGAGGGAAUCGAAGGGUAGAAAGCUACUGAGACUGAACGGACUCUAUCCGAGGAGGAGGAGGGAAGGAGGGAGUCUGCUUCCACUGCCUCCCGGCCUCUCUUUUGUCCCUUCCCUUCUCCCUGCGUCACGUUCCCCUAGCCCAGCCUCCCCUCCCGCUCCCUCCUCCGCCCUGCUCCUCCUCCCUAGGGCUGGAUGGAAUUUUUUCCCCUGGACCCGGGCCAGCUUCGGGGCAGGGGGGUGGGGGGAAGCCAGGCCGGACAGGGCUGGGCGGUGGGGAGGGGCCGGGCAGGGGCCCCCCGGGGAGGGGGCCGGUCCGAGGCCACGCUGCCCGCGGGGACUAGGGAGGGGGAGCCGGGGAGCUCAGUGCCGGGAGGAGGCACCGGCCGGAGGCAGCAGGCGACCGGGGGCGGAGGAUGGCGGGGCUGGCGGGAGGAAGAGGAGAGGCCGCGGGCGGCUGAGGAGGGAGAGGAUGGAGAAGCUGGGGCUGGGGCUGGAGGAGGACAGUGGGUCCUCGCGACGCUGGAGCUGCGGAGCGACUAUGAUGAGAGGAGCCAUCUGCAUGAUGAAUUUACACAGAUGACAAUUUCUCUUCACGAGAUGGCUGAUCUACGGGUGCCCUUUUGGAUUGCCUUCUCCAAAUCUGCAACAACAAUGAAGAAGAUCAUUGAAGGCCUUCCAAAAGCCCAGGUCUGCAUCCCUCCUUGUGGCGUCCAGGAGGCGACUAGGCAGUUCCACUGCCAGGGCUGCUAUUCUGCAAUCUGCGAUCUGCCUUUAGAUUGCCCAGUUCAGGACAUGUUGGUGAACCGAGGGGACCAGGCUUUGUUUUCUUGUAUCGUGGCUUUCCAGUUGCCAGAGUCGGAGGUCUCUUAUUCCUGGAAAUUUGCGGGAGGAGGUAUCCGGACUCGGGACAUAUCCUACUUCCGUGAUUUGCCGGGGGCUCACGGGUACCUGGCACGAAUCCGGCCAGUGAAACCCAGCCACAGUGGGACCUUUACCUGCGCGAUCGUGCACGACCAGCGCCCCCUGGCGCGUCUCUACUUCUAUCUGAACGUGACCGGCCCUCCUCCGCCUGAGGAGACUAAGCUCCAGGUCACGUUCCGGGAAGUGCUGCUUUGGACGCCGCCAAAGGCGGAAAAGAUCCAGCCCUGGGAGCCCAGCCUAGGCGAGCUACUUACCAGCCCCCGGGCUCUGACGUUUGGCAACCUAUUCCUGCUCGUGGCCACCGCUGCACUUGGAUCUGCUAGUGUUAUUGUGCUAGUGUGAAUCAGGAGACCAGGCCCCAGCACUACUUCUUCGGAUCUAGGAGUUCAGGUCUGUUCUGUGUUAUAACCCUUGAGUCCCGAUACCAAGCCUCCUUGGAAACUCAGGUCAAAGCUCCGUGCCCUUUGAAACUCAAGUGUGUUUUAUCACACUGGGCCUUCCUAUAGCACAGACUCCUUUGUUUUCUCAGGCUGUUCUUUCGAUGGUACUUAAGUGGCAACUAACAAAUCCUGAUCCUACAUCUGUUCUGGAAAUAAAGUAUAUAUUUAAGUUAGUUCAUGGGUGUUUGUUUGUUACCUUUCAAAUACUCAGGUGAAUAUGUCGAUGGGAUACAAACUAUUUUAGUUUGUGAGACAUUCUGGAGGACUUUGGGCAUCAGCUCAAACCGUUUUCUGUUCUCUAGCAGAUUUCUUUAUAUUUCCAUCUCUAGAAAAUACCCUCAUAGUACUACUAUAUGGUAACCCCUUCCCCACAAAAACAAAACAACCCAACCCCCCCCCCAAAAAAACACAAAAAUCCUAAAAAAAACCUUUCCCUAACCUCUUUUUUAUAUCAGAAAAGGCACUUAUAGCCUUCUGUUAGCAGCAACCACUGAGCAGCACUGUCAGCCCUUUACUGGGAGGGUCCUAGGCAGGAGCUAUACCACUGAGUCACACCCUAUCCCUUGCUGAAGUAUUCUAGGAAGGGGCUCUACCACUGAGUUACACUCCCAAACUCUCUCACUAGGCGAUAGCUCUAGUAGUGGGCUACACCUCUAGUCCCUUAUUGUGGAUUCUAGACAAGUAUUAUACAGCUGAGCUACAUGCCUAGUCUGGUUUCUUGUGUGUGUGGGGGGAUUGGAUAGAUACGUGUCCAUGAAUUUGCAUGUAGAAGCCAGAGGGUCAAUACCAGUGCCAUUUUUCAGUCAAUUCACUGUUUUGUUUUUGUUACAGGGUUUCUCAAUGACUAAGAAGUGCCUGGCUAGGCUAGCUAGCCAACAAGCCCCAAGUAUCGAUAUGUCACCACCUCAUCAGCUCUAGAAUUUAAGUGUAUGCUUUUUACAUGCAGAUUCUGGGGAUGGACUCAGAUCUUAAAUGCUCAUUUCCAAAACAGUAUUUUUAAGUAUGUGACAUUGGGUUACUUCUCUGCCCUAAAUCCAUCAAUAGCUUCCUGUUAUCACUGGAACCAAAUCUAAUUUCUUAUUAAAACUCCCAAGGCCCCACACAUUCUGGCCCUUGUUCAUCUUCCCUGCCUUGUCCCUUCGAAAGAAAGAAGAGGGCUGUCCAUCCUACCUUGCCAUUCUGUUUUCUCCCUGUAGUAUCCGUUAAGAUUCUCAGUCACCCCAGGAUCUUGGCACAGUUCUUAUUUACAGUAAUGAGUUUCUUUCCUCUAUCCUCAUGUCCUCUUAGUCCCCUGACACCACCCUACUCAUUUCUAUUACCAUUACAUUAUCCCUGUAAAUAACCAUGACAGCCCUCCAAAACCUGCACUGUUUUAUUGUGUAGCUUUUAUCUCUUCUCAUCUCUGCCUUGUUACUUUUCAGGGGGCCUUAGCUUUAGUCCCCUGAACUUUGAGAGCUCUGUUCCAUGUCUGAAACUUCACCCACGCUCUGCCUGGCUCUUGAAAUGACUCCCCUUUGAACGUGAACUCACUUCCCACCUAUUGCACAGGCCCCAGCCCACAAUUCACUUUCUCUGACUAGUCAGUCCCUACUCCUUAGGCCUUCACCCUGCACUCCCCACCCCCUGGUUCCAGAUAACAUGUUUGAUGGUUAAUUUUUUUGUUUUUGUUUUUUUCAAGACAGGGUUUCUCUGUGUAGCCCUGGCUGUCCUGGAACUCACUCUGUAGACCAGACUGGACUCAGAAAUCUACCUGCCUCUGCCUCCCAAGUGCUGGGAUUAAAGGCGUACGCCACCACUGCCCGACUUGAUGGUUUUUUUUUUUUAAGGUGAAGUCUUUAGCCCAGGAACACCUAAAUAAAACUCGCAUAACUUUAAACUUUUGAUCCUCCUGACUCCACCUCCCAAGUGCUGGUAAGACAGGUAUGCACUGCUGUGCUCAGUUUUAUGCAGUGAUAGAGGCAGAACUUAAUGUUUUGUGCCUGUUAGGUAUGUAUGUACUGUAACAAGUCGCUGUAUAUCCCGAGCCCUAGCCUAGACAUGAUUAGUUAUUAGCACUUUCCACCUCCUUUCCCCUUUUCAAUGGUGAUAGCAAAAGGUAGAGUUUUCUAAUCUUCUAAACAUGGCUUAGUGUUGCUAGUGACAGGCUACACUAUCUGACUGGUGUCCUUCCCUCCUUCCAUCAACCCUUCUUUCCUUUUUGAAUGUUCUCUGUGUUGUGUAUGAGUGUGUGUGUGUGUGUGUGUGUGUGUGUGUGUGUGUCUAAUGUUAGGAAAAGCCUGACAGCAGGCAGGGAAAGUCAGAGGUAGGAAGAGGAAGCUGCCUGAUCAUAGUUUGAUCCACCAGGUAGGCAGUGAAGAGAAAGAAGGGAACAGUGAGGCUGUAACCUUGAUCGUCCCACCUCUAGCUUCCAAGUGCAGUUAUCAUGGGCCUGCAGUAACAUAUGUGGUUUUUGCAGUGCUGGGUUGAAACUCAGCCUCAUCCAUGCUAGAUAAGCACCUUAGGAGCUAAGGAACAGCCCCUAUCCCAGAACAAACAAAACAAAAGCAGAAGGAGCAAGCUGCUGAGACUCCUGUUUCUUCCUAACACUCAAGUGAUGACAACAUCCCUCAGUGGGAGGGCCAUGGUUUUAAGAAUUCGGAUAUCAUUAAUAAACUUAAUUUGAUGACCAAUUUUGUGGAAUGGGAGAUAGGUACAGUGGGAGUGCUGAUCUUGUGAUUGGCUUGGGUUUUCAACAGUGAGAGUCAACAUUAGUCAUAGGGAAACGGAGAUCCAAACCACAAAGAGAAAUCAAACUGCAGCCACUGGGAGAGCUUGUAAUUAAAAUGUUAGGUAAUAAGAGAGAUCAAAAGGCUCAUCACAUCUGCUAGCAGUGAGGUGAGACAGAUGUAGCCCCUGUGGGAAUGUCUGCUGGUUCCUACCAGAAUUGUGUUCUCUUGACUACACUGGACAAAGAUAACCUUGAACUCCUGAUCCUCUCACCUCCACCUUCCAUGACUAUCCUAGGAAGCUUGUGGCAGCCAAGGCUGGCAGAUGCAGUGGCUAAUCAGAGCCUUUACCUCAAACAUAAUGGAAAUCGAAGACUGAAUGCUGAGGUGACAUAUUCUUUGACCUCUAGGUGUGUGCACACAGUCGCAUGAAUGUACACAUACAUGCAUGAAUAUAUACCUAUGCACAUGCAUGAACCCAAAGUUGAUGAAAUAGCUGGGGCUGUUGACGUGGCUCGGUUAGUGGAAUAAUUGUCUAGCAUGCUCAAAGACCCUAGUUCUGUCCUCUGAAGGUGAGCAGUGUGUCGAUUCAUGUGUAUAAUUCCAAAACUUGGAAGAUGAAGGCUGGAGGAUCAGAAGCUCAGGGUCAUCCUUGCCAUGCUUGAGGCUAACUUGUACUCUAUAAGAGUCUGUCUGAAAAUAAUAAUAGUUAAACAGAAUUACUGUGAGACAUAGUACUUUUUGUUUGUUUUUUUCAAGACAGGGUUUCUCCGUGUAGCCCUGGCUGUCCUGGAACUCACUCUGUAGACCAGGGUGGCCUCGAACUCAGAAAUCCGCCUGCCUUUGCUUCCCAAGUGCUGGGAUUAAAGGCGUGCGCCACCACUGCCCAGCAGUUCUUAGGUGUAUACUCAAGGGAAUUAAAAUCUUAGGCCCACGAGAAAACUCUUUGAAGAAUGUCAUAGUUCCAAGAACAACAAGUUCCAAUCUAAAUAUCUUUCCCCUGAUGAUAAGGUAGAUGAAACAUAGGUUGUGUCCCUAUUAGGGUAUACUGGUUAAAAAUAAAAAAGGAAUAAAUAAAUCAGAGAGUCAGUAGCAUGAAUGAGCUUUGAAAGUGUUAUGCUGAAUCAUGCCAUCAAAGAAGACCACAGACUGCCUGAUUCCAUUUAUAUGAAUUAUCUAGAACAGGCAAAUUCACAGCCAAAAUUCAGUGGCUAUCUCAAGGGUAUGCAGGAGGAGGGACACUGGGAGGAAGCCUGACUACCAGUGAGUGGGUCAAGAGUCACCUAGGGAGUGAUGGGAGUGUUAGAUUAUGACUGUGGCUACACGAAUGGUCAGUUUACUAAAACAAUUAUACCAGCCUUUUCAUGGAAUAUUGCUCUCCACAAAAAGGAAAGGGGUAUGGUAGUUAAGAAGGAAACUGAAGGCAAGAGAGCCUUGGUGAGACAAGCUUUCAUGUAGCCCAGGAUGGCUUUGAACUCACUUUGUAGCAAAGUAUGAUGUUUAAUUUUGAUUGUUUAGUUGAUACCUGGGAACAGAGUCUCUGGAUUAGAGUAGCCUUCCUGUGAGUGAUUUUAUCGGGGUUCACUGAGGUGGGAUAAGUCUCCCUGAAUGUAGGUGGCACCAUUUUAUGGGCUGGGACCUAGACUGAUUAAAAAGUGAGCCGAGCAACAAGCAUGACAUGGGUGCAUUAAUCCAUGGCUCUCUGCUCUUGCCUGGAUGGGAUCUGACUUGCUGCUUCUGCUUUGCACCGCCUUGACUUCCUGCAAUAAUGAACGGUGGCUGGAAUUUUAAGCCAUAUAAACCUUUUUUUCCUUGUUGCUUUCGUCAGGUUGCUCACAGCAACAGGACACAAAAGUAAUUGAGAAUGGGUGUGAACUUCUCAUUUCUCCUGCCUUCAACUUCCAGGUGAUAGAGAUUUUAGGUGUAUAUCACAUCCUCUGGCUAAUAAAUGAAUUUCCUUUAAUUUACAUUUAAGAUGUAUGAAUGCUUUGUCUACGUGUACACAUCUCUACACUAUACCCAUGAAUGCCAGAAGAAGAUGUUGGAUCUUCAGGAAUUGAAGUUACACAGGUGGUGAGCCACCAUGUGGGCACUGGAAAUUGUACUCUGUUCCUCUGGAAGACAAGCCAGUGCUCUUAACUGUUGGCUCCCCAGCUUUAAUAACUGUUUUCUGAAGAUUGAAUCUAGGUUCCCAGGAAGGAGCAUGCUCUGUGGAGGCUCAAACAUCCAUCACACCAGACAGGACCUUGUGUCCCAAAUUCUCAGUGACAAGAAAGUGGGAAGAGAUACUUGGAAGAAAAUAAAUAAAAAAUUUAUUAUAUAAUCUUACAGUACAAACAUUAAAUACCAACAGGGAGAAAGCGGAGACCUUCUGGCCCUGGUCCUUCAACCCCACUCCCUGAUCAAUAAAUUACCCCUACCCAGAGACCCAGAAGUUUGAGUUCCAAUACAGUCCAUACUGAAGAAUCUUCAAUGACUCCCUCAUUUCAAAGAGAAGGUAAACUGAGUCCCCAUGAAAGCCACGACUCCAGGGUAUACGUCAUAAGGACUCCUGUCUCCUUUAAGAGCUCUCAGAGGCAUCUUCAUGCCCAGACUCAUACUUGGACACGGUAGCCACCGCUCCGACGUCUGCACAGCCUCCGCACCCCUACCCAAUAGAUAGUCAACAUUACUACCCAGUAGACCACAUAGGCACUGGCCCCAGCAGCAAGGUGGUAGGCUUCAGCUGCUCGGGAUGGGCCGCUCCAGUCAGCUCUGGCCUCCUGGACCACACUGCGGGUUAGGCCUCCAAGCAGUAGUAGCGCCCAGAGUGCCAGGGGCAAAACGGGGACGUAGUUAGCAGCUAGUUUCUUCCGGCCUGAGGUGCCCCAACCACUUUGAUUCAUGGUAACCAACGCCAGGAACUUGGCAGGCAGCAGGCCGCACAUGUAGAGUGGUGCAUAGAGUGACAGUAGCACCAUGCGCAGGCAGCCACGCAGCCAGGCUGCAAAGGCCGCCUUGGCCAGUGCCACGCCCUGCACGCAAAGCAGCACCCAGAGCAGAGCCCACGGGCGCCCUGCAUAGAAGAGCCUCAGCACUGUGGCAGCCACGAAGAAAGGGAAGAGGCCUGAGACCACUGCUUCAUAGGUCAUCCACGCGUGGUGGCGGUGCCACCACAGGGCGUUGUAUAACCACUCUCGGAAGUAAGAUUUGGACCAGCGGGUCUGCUGGCUCAACCAACGAAGGAAGGAGGAGGGCGUCUCCGAGUAGCAUCUGGAGCGCGAGGUAUACCUAACAGGCACAAAGGAAGAAAGGCAUCAGUGUUUUUCUCCCUGAGGUCGGGGCAGGAGUUUUAAAUUUUAAGAUCAUUUUAUCUGCGUGAAUAUUUUGCUUGCAUGCAUGUAUGUGUGCUACAUAUGUUCGUGGUGCCUAAAGAGGUCAGAAGAGAGCAUCGCAGAGUUAUAGAUGGAACUCUAGGAGAUUGUGGACUGCCAUGUGGGUGCUGGCAAUUGAAACUGGGUCCUUUCCUAGAGCAAUGAGUGCUCUUCAUUUUGGAGGUGUCCGUGCUGUCCAAUUGGCAGAUUUUCAAAGUGACCACUUUCACUACUAUUGUGGCUUCUCUCUCUCUCUUUUCUGUGUUUGUUUUGUGGUCACUGUGACAAGACACAUGACAACAAUGGCUUAAGAAAGGAACAGCUGUGGCUCAUAGUUCAGAGAUAAAGUCUGGCAUGGAAGAGAAAGCACGGAGACAGCAAUAUGAGGCAUCUGAUUACAUUGCAUUCAUGGACAGGAAGCAGAGAGAAAUGAAUGGUGUGUGUGGCGAGUGGUUGUGCAUGAGUACGAGAAAGUAUUGAGUGGAGGUCAGUGAACUAUUUACAGGAAUCAGUUCUCAUCCUUAGACCUAGACAAGACAACCUAGCUUGCCCAGCUUGCUUCUUUGUAUUCAAUCUGGGCUACCUCACCCCACAAAAUGGCGCUGCCCACAUUUAGAAUGGGUCUUAUCAUUUUUAUGAACCUAACGUAGAAAAUCUCUGACUGACAUGCUCAGAGAUUUGUCUUCUAAGUUAUCAUACAUCCUGCCAAGUUGACAGUACUAGCUAUCAUACUUAAUCUCUGAGCUUCAGUUUGAUGUUGAAAGGUUUGUUUUAUUUUUAUUUUGCCUAUGUGUGUGUGUGUGUGUGUGUGUGUGUGUGUGUGUGUGUGUAUCUGUGUGUGUGUGUGUGUGUAUCUGUGUGUGUGUGUGUGGGGAGUUGGGGGGCUGGGUGCCAACGUGUAUGGAUACACAAAGAGGCCAGAAGAGUGUCUCAAGUACCUUGUAGAUGGAGGUAGAGGCAAUUGUGAACACUAGAUGGCGGUGCUAGAAUUCAACUUGAGUCCUCUGGAAGUCUCUUCAGCCUUCUAAGCAUCCUUUCUAUGGACCUAUACCAUUAUUUCAUAUUUACAACAGCCCAGAUUCCAUGAAGAUUGAAAUGCCAAGCAGUUUCUAGUAACUGCUCAAUUAAUGUGAGCUACUGCUGUUUUUCCUGUGACUAACACUAUUACUAUAGACAUGACUAAUACUAUAGUCAUCGACACUAACAUCGUCAGUGACUUGACUAAGUUCUGACUAAAUUGGCAGGUCCUGUCAUGAGGAGCAAGACGAGACUGGCUGCUACCCAGGUUAGUCUCUGUGUAAGAAAUUCUCAAAAGAGCAAUUGGGCUCCUUGUGGCUGAGGCAACGUGUGCAUCCAUACAUGUUGGCACCCAGCCCCCCAACUCCCUACACACAGACACACAGACACACAUAUUAAUUCUCAUUAAUCUGUCCCUGCAUGACUUAGCCACAUUCAGUAAAGGUUAGAUAGAAACCCAAUUAGGGAAAGUCACAAGUGGUCAGAAGUAGUUGGUUCAUUAGGCAACAUCAGUCAAACUAGUCUAUUGCCAAGGGCAGUACUUGACAGAGUCUCUCCUUGAGUCAUGUGGCACCUUCCACACCCUGUUUGCUUCUGCCUUUGCUGUUGGUACCCAGACCAUCUGUCUGAGGAUGCUGGUACAUGCCAGUCUUCUCCUUAAAGCCCUCCACCAUUCAAUGUUGGUGAAGGUCCUAUGAGCCUAUCAUAAGGGGACCCCGUGUUGGCCUUCUGUCCUCUUUCCUGGUGCUCUAGACUAGCAUGAGAUUAUUCUCCAAACUGAAACAUUUCCUCUUGGAGGGAGGAGGGGACAUUUAAAAUGUUAAUGGAAGCUCAUGAGACUAACAAGACCCAGACUCGGGAAGCUUAAAAUAUUACAAGAAGAACCCUGCUAAGGGAUGUGUGCAUGGCAGGGGCAAGGGAGAGGCUUCAGUGGAGCUACUUGCCAGGUAUGCAGGGAGCUCUACAGAUACAGCUCUUGUCAAAGCUGCCUCAGAAUCAUUCAGACAUAAGUAAACCCAAUGAUCUCACUAGCACCAUGUUAAACUUGGGUAGAUUUUGUUUUGCUUUGUUAUCUGUUUGUUUUGGUAUGUCAUAUGUGCCCUGACUGAGGCAAAUGGAUGCCUGUUCUCAUCUGUGCCAGUUAGUUUCAAGUUGCCACAAUACAGAACCAAUUGAGAGGAAAGCCUCUAUUGAGGAGCUGUCUAGAUCAGGUUCCCCCCUUGGCAUGUAUCUGUGGGGAGCUGUCUUGACUGUUCACUGGGGUGACAAGACUCAUGCGAACUUGAGUAGCACUACUUCACAGGGCAGUCACUGAACAGUGUGAGAGUAAGAGAAAGCUAGCUAUAUAGUAAGCAGAAGGUGGCAGCCUGAGAAGUUCCAUUCAUCUCUCUCUGCUUUUGAAUGUGGAUGUGACAUCACUGGUUGCUUGAGUUCCUACCUUGAAGCGCUGGGAUCAGGAAUUGUUGUAAGCCAAAUAAAUAUGCCCUCCCUUAAGUUGUUUCAGUCAAGGAUAUUUGUGGCAGAAACAAAAAUUAAACUACUCCUUUCCUGGGGAAAGUCACAAAACAUAGGACACAGGUUGCCACUCCUGACAGAUACAUUGUCUCCUCAAAGCAAGGAAGAAUUUGUCUUCUUUUGUCUACUGCUGUGCCUCUAGAGCAUCCAACAGAGACUUAGUAACGGAAUUCAUAUUGUCACUGAGACUUCUCCAGAGUGCUUACAGGUGAUCAGGCACUCUUCUCUGUUAGCAAUUGCCUAUUUUUUUUUCUUGCUGCAUUUGCCACCAGUUUUUUCUCACCCUAUCCACUCAUCUCAUCCCUCUUACUUCACUUCCAUGUUGGCUUGCUCUCCUUAGUACAGGCCACUCAACCCACCUACCUUGUCUCUUCCAUGUGGAACUAACACACCCUCACUUUGUCUUGCUUAGAGGAGACCAUUUCAUGAAAAGAGUUCAUGAAAACCCUUGCCAACCCUUACAAUACCUCCAAUUUUCUCCUAAUAUCAAACUCUUUGAAAGCCACUGGCUAAAUACAAAUAGCUCCUCUGCCUUUUAUGGUAUCUAUCCUCAGUCUCCGUCUCCGUCUCGGUCUCGGUCUCGGUCUCCCUCUCUCUCUCUCUCCCUCUCCCUCUCCCUCUCCCUCUCCCUCUCCUCCCUCUCCCUUUCCCUCUCUCUCUCUCUCUCUCUCUCUCUCUCUCUCUCUCUGACACUCACUUGCUUCACACAUUUGACCACUUAACUUACUUGGUAGCAUAGCCCAUGCUGAGCAUGCGGUGUCUCCAUCUCCAUCUCCGUCUCCGUCUCCGUCUCUCCCCCCCUCCCCCUCUCUCUCAGACACUCACUUGCUUCACACAUUUGACCCCGUAACUUACUUGGUAGCAUAGCCCAUGCUGAGCAUGCGGUUGGUGAGGUGCCUGUCAUCCCCAAAUGUGCAGUGGGUGCCCAGGAACUUCUGGUUGUACCAGGCCUCUAGGAACUGCUGCAGGAGAUUGUUUCUGUAUAGGCCUAGGUAGAGUGGGGAGUAGCCAAGCAUCAGCCUCUGAUGUGGACAAUGUUCUGUGCUUCCCACCCUGUGCUUCCUCUUCUCCAUCUUUGUACCUCACUAUCCCCCCCAAACAGCCCCAGUCUUAGGCUCAAGCCCAUUCCAAUGUGCUUGUCACUUGACCAUGCACUCUCACCAAUCUCCCGACAAAGCCACUGCAUUCUCAGUGCUCUCUUCAACUACAUCUCACUCCCUUCCACAGCCCUUUUGCAGCCACUUC
Molecule: messenger RNA, 11939 nt
Organism: Mastomys coucha (southern multimammate mouse)
Lineage: Eukaryota; Metazoa; Chordata; Mammalia; Rodentia; Muridae
Gene: Spaca6
Product: sperm acrosome associated 6
Exons: 9
Coding region: 936-2006 (356 amino acids)
Biological process (GO): fusion of sperm to egg plasma membrane involved in single fertilization
Source: RefSeq, a predicted model, not a curated record